AUGUCGAGGCAGAGCAACAAAGAAGACUGGCACGAGCAACUGAUUGAAGCUGCUCAGGCAAGAUACAGGUAUGCUGUCCGUAUGAAUCACAGGAAUCAGAACUGUUGGAGGGAUGCGGUGAACCUUUUGGAGGGAUCGAGGAAAAGGAUAUGUGUGCAGAAAGGAGGGCAGAAUGCAGGUGUGGUUGUAGGCCUCCCUCCCAAACUUGCUCCAACUGUCGUGCAAGUGCUCACGAGGAUAGUCAAGGGAGAUGAGGAGGUAGUCCUGCGGGAGCAUCGAGACUGCACAGAGACCGAUAUCUCCGAGGAUUCCGUGGUGCGACGACGACGAUACCGAGACUCGGCCUACGCCAUCCUCGCGGCUCUUUGGUUGGAGUACGAGGGACCUGAGGAGAAUCCUCAGCCAACGAUAGUGGUGCAGCGAAGAGCUCAGAAGCAUACCGACAACCCCAUGGAGUACGACUGGAGGUCGAGGGCCCAUGGCGCAUGGAAGGCCAAGGACGAUCUUGUGAAGAAGAAGAUGGUGAAGGAGUUUGUUGGGAUUGGCAACGGAGGGAAGUCAUACGCGCUGACGAGGCUGGGAGCCAGAGUUUGCUUCUACAUCUUCACAGAGAUGUUCCAUCCCAAGAUUUUCGACCAAUAUGCACUCAUUGAGCCUCGCAACGGCUUCGCAGAUCGUGACGGAAACUUUGUGGCGGACGAGGGCAAGAGGGCACGGGGGAAGCAGGCGAAAGCUGUGCAUUCCUCCAGCAAGAAGAAGAGUGCUCCUACGUCGCACCUGGGUAUCGUUGAUAGCUUCCAUGAUGCAGACAAAGUUGUCUCGGAAGACUCGUUCGAAGCUGAAGAUAUCUUUCGAACAAGCCUCUCAUUGAUAUCUCCUCAUGUGUUCAGGGGUGAGGAGGAAAAUUUUGACUCAGGGAGGAUGAGGGAUAUAGGGAGUCCAAGUUCCGGGGUGCAGAAGGAUGAAAUGAUCCGAGCUCGCCUGAAGAGAUUCGACCUUCCCUCCUCCUCAAAGUUGAGAGAUAACACUACAGCAGCAAGUGCUACGAGGGGAAGUUGUGCUAGUGAACAGAGACAUUCGCAGUCCCUGAUGGGUAGGAGCGAAAAGGGCGCCAGUGCGAUUUGUACGAGCCGCAAGAGACCGUUGAGCAUCCAUGAUUGCGUCUCCGAUGAGGAUGACGUGAUUGUUGCAGAACUCUCUCCUUCUCCAAGAGCUUCUCCUCGUGAGCCAGCAGCUAAGAGGUUGAAGUUUGGAGCAGGCACAGAACAAGAGGAGGGUACAGCAACUGUUCUUGCUCAGCAUGAGGUCAGCGCGGCAGCGGGGGCAGGAUGCAGUGCAGCAAUGGAGGACGUGAUCGAUCUCACUGAAGAAGUUUCCUUCCGAGCAUCAGAGAAGAGCGCGGGGGACGCGACCCACGUGUCCAUCAGUGACUCUGAAAGCUUCGUCGACCUCACAGAGGAGCAGCAGGAAAAUUCGUUCUCCCUCACCUCAGCCUGUGUCGCCGCAACUACCUCCUCCCCCUCCUCCCCUCCCUCAUCCUUUUCCGCCCUCCCUGGUGCUUCUGCUGAUUCUGAAAGUGCCGCCUCCUCGUCUGCUUUCCCCGCACACUCUGGCGGGCUGGUGUCCUCCCUCCCGGAUUCGAAUCUGCUGCUGUUGGUGGAUCGACGCGAGAGAAAGCAGAACGCAACUUACCGCUCCUUCUUCCGCAGCAUCCACGACAUGGUGUUGAAGCAUGCGAAUGUGGAAAGCGAGGAAGUGACUCUGACCGUUGGGGAUUUCGCUCUGGUUUCACGGCAUGACGAUCAGGAGCGAGGGGAGAUGAGAAAGGCCGACGAAGAGGAAGUCGAGGACGAGGACGAGGAGGAGCGGGGACAGGAGAAGCAGAAAUGGCCAGAUGUGGGAGGGAAGAGCUGCCAGAUUGUCAUCGAGAGGAAGACGGUGGACGAUAUUGUGAGCCGAUCAGCAGAGAAGGAGGAGGGUCCUCACUUCAGGCAGGAGAGGGUCAUGAGGGUUGCAGGCUGCCCGUUCAGCUGCUUUCUUCUUGAAGGAGAGCUGGAUGCCGCGGAUCGAUCGAAGCCACGGGUGCUUCCGGGGAGGGAGGAGGAGGAGAGGAGGAGGAGGGACGUGAUCUGGAGGAGGGAGGACUUGCUGCGGUUCUUGUGCGGCGUCGUCUGUCGAAACUACGACAAGAAUUCCGUGGUGCUCGCUCAGACCUUCAACGCCAUCGACUCCGCCAUGCUCCUCGCAGCUCUGAGCAAGGUGUACACCUGGAAAUGGCAUAGGAGUGGAGGACUUGGAAGAGGCCAAAGGCUGUCGCACCUUCAGCAGCAGUGGAGCUCAAGGUCGCGGAGAGCAAGUGAGGAGCAGCUUGCCAAGAGGCUGCAAGUGAACCAAGUCUCGCCCGAGAUGACAACUCGUGUGCUUCGUCGCUUCGGAAGUGAGGAGGCGCUCAUGGGGGGGUAUCGGGCAUGCAAGGGCAGGCAUCAGCAGCAGGAGCUGCUCGCUGACCUAUCUUCUGCUGCCUGCAACAGCAUGGCGACGAAGGACUCGCUCAAGGCAGCCGAUCUGCGAGAGGACAAUCAGAGGAUUUGGAGGUCAAUGAUGCGAGAAGGUCUGGGGGAAGAGGAGAGGAAAGAGACAGGAGCAGAGGCAGACAGGGGAGUGCAGUGCGCUACACGGCGGUAUGUGGCUGUGAGCAUGUGCGAGAGGAUGAAGGAGAUGCUGGAGCAGCACAAGGUAGAGGCAGGAGCUCUCUUCCUAGGGAUGGACGUCAAUCUCACUCUGGCGGACGCUCAAGACAACAUGUUCCCUUGGUGUGAGAUCACGACCAGACGGCUCUCUCCCUCCUUCCUGACCUCCUCCUCCUCCUCCUCCUUGUUCGUCGUCGUCCUCACAGGGCAGCAAGUGCUGGAAGCCCUCGCCGCCUCCUUCGAUGCAGUGCAUGGGUCAGUGCGGGCCAGGGAAGGAGGUGGAGACUCAUUCAACCUGCUGGUGGUGGAAGAGGCAGUCAAGAGGGUGGAGGAAGGCUUCUCGUCUCAGUUCUCGUCUCGUCUACAGGGGCAGCAGCAGCUGGAUCGCUCUCCCCAGGUCAUCCUGCUCCUCGAGAACCUCGGCAAUGGCUGCGGAGUUCAUGGAGCCUGUGGAAGGCUCAAGAAGCUCCAUGCCGAAAAGCUCAAGGAGAGGUCCCAGGGAGGAGCAGGAGCAGGAGCAGGAGCAGGAGCAGGAGGCAUUAUCUUGGGGGCGGCAGGCAGAGAAAUCUCUUUCGAAGCUGCUUGCUUCCUCACAAGCCAGCUGCAUCCCCUCCUGAACGUCUUCUUCGCCUUCCUCUUCCUUGAGCGGGGCUUCCAUCUCCUCCACACAAAGCACGAGAGGUUCCCCACCAACGGGGACGUGACCAGCGAGCUGAUCGCAGGCAUGCAUGACCUCGCGCUACUGGGAUAUCUCGCCUGGCCCGCCUCGGAUCACACCUCAGCUCGCCCUUCGCCUCAGAGUGCUGUGCUCGCAAUGAACAUGGCGAUGACAGUGAUGGCGAUGGCGAUGGCGAUGGCGAUGGCGAUGGAGGCGGCGGCAUGGCAGGUGACGACGAGUCCAGCGAUCUUCACAAUGACAAUGCGGACGAGGACGACGAGGAACUCUGUUUCUGCGUCCAUCCCCACGGCAUCUCUCACCCCCGCAACCCACGUCACAAACUAUCGUAGACCAUACGGGCAUGCUGAAGAGGAACGGGUGAAGAAAGGAGGAGGAGCGAUCGCCGCAAACGUGGCAAGACGAGGAUACGAUGGCGGGACAUGCCAUCAAUCGGGCUCGUUUUUCAUCGGGAGCAGCUUGAAAGGCCUUGCAAGAAGCUGGCAGGAGGUCCGACGAAGAGUGCAGAGGAUGCUGGUGAUGGUGCAGGAGAGGACGAUGCAGGCGAGCAGCGACGAUUUCUUGCGGCUCUAUGCAGGAGAGUUCGAAGGGGAGGAAGUAGGGAGGCAGGGUACCCUGCGAUCCAUCAAGCUACAUGCACGGGUUUCCCUCCCUGCACUUGGGAAAGCAUGCUUCUUCGUGAAGGAGCAGACGGACAGAGGGCGAGGAUGGGUGUACAGGAUUCGGAUAGCUGUGAUAGAGGAGGAGGAGGAAGGGAGGAGGUUCGUUGCGAAGCACUAUGACAUCAAGGACGUGCAGGAGAUGGCAAGGGAGAUGUCGACGGAGGAGAGUGUGAAGAUGAUAGAGGGGCUGGAACCGCGCUCAGAGCUUGUCUACUCUCCUGGCAGCGAUGUUGUGUUUGUGAGGAGGGAGGGAGACAAGGACGAGUUCGAGGUCAACGUGGCAUACGAGGAGUGUACGAGCACAAGCAAGGAGGGGAGGACGAAGACGGAGAUCAAGGGGGUUUUGUCAGAGGAGAGCUGGUUGGUGAAGGCCAGGAUCGAAGACGCGGACGGGAAUCUGAUUGCGAGGAACGAGUUGCAACUUGUGCGGACUGAGAGAGAAUGA
This is a messenger RNA of Guillardia theta CCMP2712, 4473 nucleotides long. RefSeq lists its product as hypothetical. The record is from RefSeq and is a predicted model, not a curated record. Gene Ontology annotation, molecular function: lyase activity; DNA binding; nuclease activity. Gene Ontology annotation, biological process: protein-phycocyanobilin linkage. Bases 1 to 4473 code for a protein of 1490 amino acids. NCBI's taxonomy places the organism in Eukaryota, Cryptophyceae, Pyrenomonadales, Geminigeraceae. The transcript is spliced from 5 exons.